AUGGACAACAAUAACAAUGCACCAGGCACAUCCCUCCAGCAUCAGCAGCAAGGCGAACAACAGCAACAGCAGCAAUUACCCCAACAACCUCAACCUCAACUCCAGUCCCAGCCCCAACGCAAAACCAACAACCCAAGAACCCACCUCCGCCCCCUACCCACAGCCUACAAAAUUCAACUCCACCUCCGAAAAGGUGAACCCCUCGAACGCCGCCGCCUCACCCACGGACUCCCCGACCCAGACCCCUACCCACACGUCCGCGAUCAAGACUCUUACGUCAUCCUCCGCGAACGAAUAUCUGCUCAUGUAACACGACACCCAGACCUGUUCUGGCCCGAGGAUGGGAUUCCGUAUAUCAAGCCUGCGGAAAGUGUGCCUCAAAAGUACUAUCAGCAGAUGACGGUGGAGAAUUUUGAGGAGCAAAUGGCGAAGGCUUGGAGGAUGGAGGCGAAGCGGUUGGGGGAUGAGGAGUUGAUUGUGUUAAAUAUUUUUGUGUAUUUGAAGGAGAGGGAGCCAAAGGAACCGGGGCCGCCUGGACGGCCGCCGGGACGGCCGCCGGGUAGAGGUGCGGCGAAGGUUGCUGGUGCUGUUACUGCUGCUUCAGGAUCGGGCGCUGUUGCUGGUAGUGGUGCUAUUGUUCGGUCACCUGGUGCACCACGAGGGCCGCGGAUGAGACCUAGAUUGGUAGAUGGCACAGCAGGAGCUGAAACUGGAGCGGUUGGAACAGUAGCCAUCAGGAACAGGAUCCUUACUCCUGGAGAGGCUGUUGUGGCAGCCAUUAAUUCUCCUGUUGUCACUGCACCAGCUUCGUCCUCUUCACCAUCAGCCUCAACACCAGUAACAGGAACAGUAGCGUCAAUAGCGGCGGUGGCAGGACCUUCUACGUCUUCUGCAGCAUCGGCAUCAUCAGCGUCAGCAGUACCAACAAACAUCCCACCAAACCCAACCCUGGUCCCGGCCGCAUUACCGCCAUCAGCUACACGAACACAAGCACCGCGAGCAGCAUCUGCAUUCGCGCGCCAACAGCACCACCGUCUCACCGCCAUCCCUACUAUCCACCCUCCAUCUGCGCCAAUCGAUCAGGACCAUGACAUGGAAGAUGUCAACAACAGCGACAAUAACUUUGAUAACCUGAUGCAGGAUGAAUUCGACCAGCCUGGAUUAGAGGAGUUACCAUCGCAGCGGGCGUAUGAAUUUUAUGCGUCAUCUUCACCAUCACCUCCUCCAGCGAUAGCAGCGUCAACUUCGUCUUCAGCAACGUCGUCGUCGGCAUCCAUUCACACGUACUCAACUCGGCCGCAUACUCUGGGCCCACAACCUCAACAUCAAGCACAAACGGCACAGCCAGGACAGGCAGGAGGUGGAGAUGAUGGGGACUUCAAGUUGAUCAAUGUCAAGAUCAAUGGUCUUGUUGUCCCCAUUAUGUUUGAUGUCAAGAGUUUGCGGGAAGCUAUCUUCUCUUAA
This is a messenger RNA of Linnemannia hyalina, 1464 nucleotides long. The record is from the annotation of a GenBank genome assembly. Lineage: Eukaryota; Fungi; Mortierellomycota; Mortierellomycetes; Mortierellales; Mortierellaceae.